Molecule: messenger RNA, 5301 nt
Organism: Mirounga angustirostris (Northern elephant seal)
Lineage: Eukaryota; Metazoa; Chordata; Mammalia; Carnivora; Phocidae
Gene: PERM1
Product: PPARGC1 and ESRR induced regulator, muscle 1
Exons: 5
Coding region: 2106-4349 (747 amino acids)
Biological process (GO): response to muscle activity; regulation of DNA-templated transcription
Cellular component (GO): nucleus; cytoplasm
Source: RefSeq, a predicted model, not a curated record
CGGGGACUAGAACAAAAAUGUUCUUAGGGUCCAAUUCCACUCGUAUAAAGCUCACUACAGGCCAGGUUGGCUUGUGCACUGUGGCCAGGUGGCAGACACCAGCAGGUGGGGUCCUUCGCGGGUGGGGUCCAGCAGCAGCUACAUGCUGCGCUCCCCAUUUGUGCCCUUCCUGCAUGUGUGAUAUGCUGACUAGUUUACCGGGAAUCAAAGCACCCCAGCCUCUCACAUCCUUUGUGAAGCUGCUUCCGUCAUCGUCACCCUCACAGCCUUGGCCCUUGUUGUCUCCCACCCUCUCGGGCCCUCCAAGGCCCUGUUCUCAGAGAAGAGUCUCUGGUCCAUCCAGGGCACCCCUUCUCGCCACAAUAUUCCCUUCUUACAUUAUGUUUCUGUCAGAAACGAUCUCGUUGACCUGUUUGUUUUGGUGUUUGCUGCUUGGCUCCCCUACUCCCUCUUCAUGUCCCCUAGCCUAGAAGGCACAGGCGUGGGUGUCACAGGGACCUGCAUGGGGAUGGGCAAUAUCAGCCUCCCAAGAUCAGGAUGGCCUGGAGAAGGGCUAAGAGUAGGGGCUUUGGGACCCAACUCUGCCAUUUGCCAGCUGUGUGGUCGUGUGCAAGUCACUCACCCUCUCCGUGCCCCACCAAGCUCAACUGUGAAAAAAGAGUCCUCUUUGUGCCCCCUCUCAGGAUGGACAAGUUUUAGGAAAAGUGCUCACGAGGGCUUGGAAUGGGAGGUGUUAUUCUGGAGGCCCAUUUCUGAGGCCCUGUCAUCCCUGCCUGCCUACUCUUGGUGACUGGUUCAGCUGGGGGUGGCAGCACCAGGCUCCCUUUCUUGGACCAUCAGACUCCGUGCUGCACCCUGCCUCUUGGGCCCAUCUACAGGAGCCUAGGUCAGGAGAGGUCUGGUGGGGUGUAGCCCACUUUCCACCCCUGAACCCUCCCAACCCUCUCUAGAGGCCCAAGGCCCAUACUCCUUGGGGUUCCUGCCACCAAGAGCCCUCAAUGACCCCACUUGUCCCUUGAGCUCCACUGGCAGGUUCAGCAGUGCUGCCAGGGAAGGGGCCAGUGAGCCUUUUGAGGCCAGAGGAGAGAGGUACAAGCCUUGCUUCCCUAUUCCACCCCCAGUCAGCAGCAGCCCACCUCCAAAGGACCUCUAGGAACAUUCUGGAAUGGUAAUUUCCCACUUACCACUCUGCAACGCUUUAUUUUCCACACAGGUAACAGGGUAAAGCCCUAAGACCCGGAAGGGCAUCGGUUGAUGGGGGGAUGGAAGAUGGAGUUGCUAGCAAAGGGCCUGAGGUUUUGCAGCGGGUGGGGCUGCUUUAAGAGGAAAGAUCAGCCUGGGCCAAGAGAUGAAGUGCACAGUGGCCUUCAGCUUGGGAAAAGGAGGCCCGUGCAGGACGGAUUGCAGGUCAGCAUUCUCUGGCCAGCAUCUGACCUGAUCAGGAUGGCCUCCCUCACAAAGCUGGAGGCUCCUCAAAUGCCAUCUAUUUGUGUCCUGGACCCUGACCACUGGCAGGAGACAUGUGACCACAGGGAUGGGGUAUUUUUGGCAGUGGGGGUGGGGCCUGCGUGGUGAGCCCAGCACCAUGCUGCUCUGGGACAAGCGGCUCGGACGCCCAGCUCUGUUGCCCUGGCUGGCCACAGGGUCCCAGUGGAAGCCCAGAAGCCUGUCCCAGCCAAGGCUGGUGGAAGGUCAUCACCAAAGGCUGGUCACCUGCUGAACGCUGCUCCUCCUCCAUGGCCUGCUGCCACCUGAGGCGUGCUGGGACAGACCAGGGCUGACCAUCACCCAGUGAGUGACCCUUGAAAUGGGCUUUGCUGUAUAAAGUUUACCUUGGUGCCUGCAAUUCUGGAGGAAGGUUGGAGAAGGCGGAGCUGACCCAGUGGAACAGAAAAGGCUGAAAGAUGUGAAGAAAACCACUCUGGGGACAAAAUUUCAAACAGGAGGAACCCCUAUUUUUUAGUGAAGCAGAUGGAGUGCCGCCCCCGAGCCAAGGAGGUGGGGGGCACCCCAACAAUUGUAUGCUGGCCGGUGCCCAGGACCUGGGUCCACGAAGACCCCGCCUGGCCUCAAGCUCUGCUGCUGAAGUCCUCUGCUGACCUGAAAUGGAAAACUUCCAGUACAGCAUCCAGUUGAGUGAGCAGGACUGGGCUGAGUUUUCGGCCGCAACGGAGGAGUGUGGCCUCCUGCAGGCCAGCCUGGCCUCUGGGGAUGAGCUCUUGUCCAGUGACAUUGACCAAGGGGACAGCAGUGGCAGCAGUCCUCCUGCGCCUCCACCCCUUCUCGAGGGGCAGCCAGCGUCCAGGGGGAGGGGCUGGCCUGGCUUCAAGGAGGAGGACAAGGCAGCUACCCGGUCGCUGGUCAGCAGGUCUUGGCGUGAGCCUGUCUUGGCCCUGGGGGCUGAUCAGCAGACACCUAGCACGUCCGCACGGUCAGAAGCUUUGCAGUCCCUCAGAUGUGACGCUGCCCCCCUAGGCCAGAGCUUGUCCCUUCUAGGGCCAGUGUCUUCCAGAGACAAGAUGCAGAGGCUUCUGCAGGGGCCAGCCCCCCAGGGCCCUGUCCCUAGUCCACCUGGUGAGCCUCCCCAGAGCUCUGAGUCUCCUGGCUGCAGCACAGCUCCCCAGAGGCCCCCUGGAACCCCGCCACGCAGCCCCAGCCGAAAGAAGAGGCAUGCUGCUGGAGCCAAGGGGGGUGGGUGCUUGCGUACCCCAGGCUCUGCUCCCACCCAGCAGGGUUCCCUGCUGCUUGUUGAGGUCAGGCCCAAGGAGGGCCUUGGCCUGGCUGGGUCCAGGGGGAAGGGUCUCUCAGCUGGCACAGCAGAGCAGACAGCAGGAACCGGGCAGGAUGAACUGUGUCCAGAGUCUGCAGGAGCCCCUGCACAGGUAACCAGGCAAGGAACAGAUCCGGAUCUGUCUACACCUGUCCCUAUGACCGAGGAAGGUACAAACCUACUCAGCAUGACCCCCGGAGCUGAGCUACACACUGUGUCCACACCUGCCCAGGAGACUCAUCCAGAUAUCUCAAUGGCUAAGUCAGAUGCAGCUCUGUCUACACCUGCCUCCAAGCUUCAACCUGACACACCUCUGUCUACACCUGCCUCCAAGUCUAGGCUGGACACGGACCUGCCUAUGCUAGGCCCAGUGGCUAAGCAGGAGGUGGAUUUAUCUACACUUGUUCCGCCUCACCUUGUUUCCAAGGCCCAAUCUGACGUGGAUGUGUCAACACCUGCUCCCAUUCCCCAGGCGGGGCCUGACGUGGUGAAGGUGGAGGUUGCCCCAACGGCCAAGCCAUGUUUGAGCCCUGUUGUGUCUCCAGGAGGACACCGAGAGAAGCCCAGAGAGGAGCCUUCAGCAGGUGCCGCUGGACAUCCUUCAGGGGAUCCCCCACUAGGCCCUGUCCAAGCACCCAAGAAGAAGAAAGUGCGAUUUUCCAUGGCUGUGCCCAGCCCUGAGGAGCCAGGUUCAGGAGAGACCUCAGGCCCACCCUCACCAGCCACAGCCCGGCCCUCACCCCCCAGGACAGCAGUGGGGGGCCGAGGGGGGCCUGGAGGCUGGGACGCCAUGGCAGUUGGGCCCCGGUCUCCCCAGCCUCGGAUCCUCAAACACCUGCCUCCCCAUUCCCCCUCUGCUUCAGUGGGGCACAGGCCCGGGAGCAGCUUUGCAGUGACCCUCCCAGAGGCCUAUGAGUUCUUUUUUUGUGACACUAUUGAGGAGGAAGAUGAAGAUGCUGAGGAGGUGGCAGAAGCUGACCAGGCUCUGGCCGAAGUACAGUGGCCAGACAUGUGUGAAUUCUUCUUCCAGGACCGUCGAGCCCAGAGGUCUGGGCCCUGGGGGGGCCACUCUGUGGCCCAACCCCCACAGGCUGACCCUGUGCCAACCCUUCCACCUGGAGACCCUGUGCCCAUCUCCAUCCCCGAGGCCUAUGAACACUUCCUUGGGGAGGACUCGUCGGGGGGCAUGCUGGAGCUGGCUGCCCUUCUCCAGCUGCAGGCCACAGAGCCCCCCGGCUUGGCCCCCUGGGGCAUGGGGCCUGGUACCCCACCAGAGCCUACCCCAGACACAGCCGAGCAGUGCAGUUGGGCAGUCAGGCAAGCAGGGGAGCCCCGAGAUCCUCUCACCUCAUUGACCUUCAGCCAGGAUGACAUGUGCCUGGUGUUUGUGGCCUUUGCCACCUGGGCUAUGAGAACAUCAGACCUGCAUACCCCAGAUGCCUGGAAAACAGUGUUGUUGGCCAGCAUCGGUACCAUCUCUGCCAUCCACUGCUUCCGCCGGCAGGCGGGGCAGGGACGCCCCAGCCGCAGCCGCAGCCGCAGCCGCAGCCCCAGCCCCAGCCGCAGCCCCAGCUCUUAGAACCCAGGCUUGGUCCAGGAAGACACAGGACAAAGAAAUGGCCACAGGUGCUGAGGACGAGGUGCUGCCCUCAGGUCUGGCCCUUUGACCCCUGUGUUCUAUGGUGUCUGGGAAGGAGCCAGUGUUCUUGGUCCUGCUCCUUGGAUUCCACCCAAAGGUCUAACCACUGGCUAAGGCCAAGACUGUGCUUCACACCUGGGAGGAGGGAGAUUCUGGAAGGUGGAUGGGUAGAUGCUGAGCAAGGAGCUGGUUAGUAAGGUGGCCAGAUCAGCUAAUAAAAACAUAGGGUGCCAGUGAAAGUUGAAUUUCAGACAUGCAGUAUUUGAGAUGUACUUAUACUAAAUUCUGUGUGGUUUAUCUGAAAUCAAAUUUAACUGGGUGUCCUAUAUUUUAUUGGGUUAUCUAGUUACAGGGGAGAGGCAGGAUAAGGCUCUGGAACCUAGAAGGUGUCAGAGCAGCAGGAAAGCCCCAGCUGGAAAUCUGGGCAGGGGGCAAGAGUGAGGAGACUAGAUGGCCUUCAGGCUGGAGGGGGGUGUCCCGGGAACUCUCUGCCUUGUUGACAAGUGGGCUGGGGUAGUGAAAGCCUCUGAGGCCUCUGUGACCCUUAAGCCCCAAGGGCCUAUGGCCAAGGCCUCCUUGGCUCCUGCCUCAGUGAGCAGGUGCCUGCAGGGUGGGGGUCUGUAGGGCAGAAGCUGGAGCCCCUCCUCUGGGGAACCCUGGAUGAGGUGCAGAGGUGGAAUAUGGUGGUGGCACAUAAAGGGACUGGACAUUUGGGAUUGUCCCAAGGCUUCGAGGAGCCAGAGAUGGGGCAGGAAGGUGGGUGGGAAGCUGGUGGUGGCAGAGCAGUGGAGGCCACCAGGCUCGGUGCCAGGUGGGCACGGGCACAGGGUCCCCAGGAUGCUGAGUGGAAAAUGCAUGGACACACAGCACAAAUAAAAUCUUCUCUUUCUUU